Arabidopsis lyrata subsp. lyrata is the source of this 1104-nucleotide messenger RNA. RefSeq names its product nucleolin 2. Lineage: Eukaryota; Viridiplantae; Streptophyta; Magnoliopsida; Brassicales; Brassicaceae. Bases 290 to 703 code for a protein of 137 amino acids. The record is from RefSeq and is a predicted model, not a curated record. The transcript is spliced from 4 exons.
UAAAAAAAAACUCCUUUCUUCAGACCUAAAUCCCUAGAUCUGAAAAAUAUCUUUCGAACCCUAGUUCUUAACUUAUCACCAUGGACGAAUCCGCCAUCAAAGGUCUGAAAUCGCUGAAAUUGAACGAAAGUGAUGCAAACAGAGGCCCGAUUUCCGUUGAGGGAUAUGCCACUUCCCUUCAUGCGUAUCCACUUCCCUAGGGCCAAAACAUUUCUCUUCAUGUGGAAAAGUAAAACAUAUCUAUGUUCCAAGAGACUAUGAAAGUGGUACCCUCAAGAGAGUUGCCUUCAUGAGGAUUGAAGGAGAAAAUGCCAAUGAGAAAGCAUUGGAACUUAGUGGAACUGACGUGGGAGGAUGGACUGCUAUCGUUAAGGCUGCACCAUGGCAGAAAGAAGUCAUGGAUCCUUGGUGUCCUGCUUCUGCUGCUGCUGCCAGGCCCAAAGAACACAGUGUAAACGUUACUGGAUAUGACACUUCUCUUCCUGAGAUUGAUAUCGAGAUGGCGGUGUGUGAAUUUCUCUCUUCAUGUGGAGAGGUCGCCCGAAUUAUGGUUCUCCCUAGCCAUGCUCGCGUUUCUAUUAUAGGAGAAGGAUGUGUAGACAAGGCGCUACAACUAAGUGGAUGUAACGUGGGCGGAAUAACCCUUGAAGUUAAACCUGUUGUGCUUGUAAAAAUAAACCGCUCCACCGAUAAAACUGGCUAGGAAGCCGCACCAAUGUUACUGACUUUAUGUCCCCAGGUACUUUAAUUUGAUCUUGCUUUCUUGAUUCUUGAUUCUUGGUAAUAAAUUAGAACCUCUCAUUAGUUUAGUUGUUUAUACUUUAUAUUAGGUCAUAAGAAGAAGAUUGAGAUGGAGAAGACGAAGAAGAUGGAGAUGGAGAAGUAGAAGGCUCUCUUUUAGGAGCAGACGAACCUUUUUACUCAAGGAUACAAGAAUAUAGUGUAUUAGAGGAUAUUCUAUAACACCUUUUUUACUCAUCUACCUCUAAAAUGUGUCUCACAAACAGCUAAUAAUGUCUGCUAAAAAGCACAUAAUCUUUGUAAAGCUAACUGAUCAAGAAGAUACAUCAAACAAAUUUUAGAGUACAAGAGCUAUGUACUUUU